Molecule: messenger RNA, 532 nt
Organism: Cotesia glomerata
Lineage: Eukaryota; Metazoa; Arthropoda; Insecta; Hymenoptera; Braconidae
Gene: ATPsynE
Exons: 3
Coding region: 103-348 (81 amino acids)
Biological process (GO): proton motive force-driven ATP synthesis
Molecular function (GO): proton transmembrane transporter activity
Source: RefSeq, a predicted model, not a curated record
AUAAAUGUAAUAUACUCAAUUUAUCUAACCUGUAUCUCUGUAUAAACUUCUGAAUUUUGUCUGCGCCCGUCAAUAUCAUUCAGAUCAAGAGCAGAGAAAAAAAUGUCCGCCGUCGAAUUAAACCCACGACCCGUCCGGGUUUCACCCUUCAUCAAGUUCUCAAGAUGGACGCUGCUGACGGCUGGAAUAAUGUACGGAUUGUUUUACCAAAAUCGUUUCACCAAAAAGGAAGCUGCCUUCCAGGAGGUUGAAAUGAAGCGCAAGGCUAUCAGAGAUAAGCAGUUGGCUGAGGAAAAGAAACGUCUAGCUGAAGCUGAAUUAAGGGAGCUGGAGAAAAUAAUGAAGUAAACGUAAUAUGGAACAAUUAUAGUCAAAUUUGUCAUUUACCAUAACAACAACUUCAACAACAACACCAGAUUAUUAUUUAAUGAUCUACAGUGAUUAUUUCGAGUUUUAAACACUCGUAUAAUUAUAAUUGUUAUUAUAAAUAUGUAAAGUUCACUCAAAAAUAUAUUAUAACCUGGUAAUUGUA